AUGUCAGAGGAGUCCAACCGAAGAGCCAGGGCAGACGAGGAAGGCGAUGGACUGCCGCCAGGGCUGAGUGCAGCCUUGCCGCCGGAAUGGCAUGCGCGACCGUUCUGCGUACUCCCACAGGGCAUCCCCGUGAUCUGGCUGGAGCGCCAGGAUGCCGAGCUUGUCCGGCGAAAGCCGGCGCCGAUCGUGCCGCGAGCUCCGAUGCCGCCAAUGGGUGCAUCAUCCUCCAGAUGUGGUUGUGGAGGGCACAUGCAGAGCCCUCUUCUUGGCCAACGAGUUGAGAGCAAAGAAUGGUUCGCAAACAAUGCCAAGUUGAAGGAGGCACUGCAGUCUCACAACAGCGUCAAACAGAUGGAGGCAAACCAUGUCUUGCGGGAGGCCAGGGCUUGGUCUGACAGCGUGUCGCUUUCCCAGUUCCUCUCGGGCGGCUCCUCGAAGGUGUCCUACUCGGAGCCGUCACAAUGCUCAACAGAAGGUUUGAAUGCUGCCUAUUGCAAUCCGAAGUCUUUUCGAACGACGCUUCCUGCUCCCAGCAGUGCGCGAGAACACAGGCGAGCGAUCAUGUAA
This is a messenger RNA of Symbiodinium necroappetens, 567 nucleotides long. NCBI's taxonomy places the organism in Eukaryota, Dinophyceae, Suessiales, Symbiodiniaceae. The record is from the annotation of a GenBank genome assembly.